AAGACGAUGAAGAAGAAUAUACGCGCUUGGUCCCAGAGCUUCCUUCUCCACACGGGCUUUGAAGGUCUGAGACUCUCUGUAACAUCACUAAAGUGUCCUGAUUCUUUGAGUGUCGGCGCUCUUUAGGAAAAUCUCCACAGAUUCCUGCUGCUACUGACUCAAAGGGUCUGUUCAUACCGGGACGUUUUUCACAGUGCAUUAAACACGGGUGGAGUGCUGGAUCAACGUGCAGAUUCACUCCCUGACAAUGUACCACUGCUCAGAAUGUGGGGAGAGUUUUAGAAAACGUCAUCUCAAAGAUCACAAGCACAUCCACACAGGAGAGAAGCUGCAUGACUGCUCCCAGUGUGGAAAGAGUUUUACUCGUCGGAGUAAUCUCCAACGACACGAGCGGAUCCACACAGGAGAGAAGCUGCAUGACUGCUCGCAGUGUGGGAAAAGUUUUACUUGUCAUAGUGAUCUCCAACGACACAAGCUCAUUCACACAGGAGAGAAGCCGCAUCACUGCUCGCAGUGUGAGAAGAGCUUUACGUUUCGGAGUGAUCUCAACAGACACCUGCGCAUUCACACAGGAGAGAAGCCGUAUCACUGUGGUCAGUGUAGGAAGAGUUUUACUUCUCAUAGUGUUCUCCAGCAACAUGAGCGCAUUCAUACAGGAGAGAAGCCGUAUCAUUGUGGACAGUGUGAGAAGAGUUUUACUUUUCAGAGUGAUCGUCAACGUCAUGAGCGCAUCCACUCGGGAGAGAAGCCGUAUCACUGUGGACAGUGUGGGAAGAGUUUUACUUGCUGGCGUAAUCUCAAAGUACAUGAGCAAAUUCACACAGGAGAGAAGCCGUAUCUCUGCUCCCAGUGUGGGAAGAGUUUCACUUGCCGGUAUAUUCUCCAACAACACCAGCGUAUCCACACACGAGAGAAGCCGUAUCGCUGCUCCCAGUGUGGGAAGAGUUUUAAUUGUCAGAGUGCUCUCCAACUACACCAGCGUAUCCACACAGGAGAGAAGCCGUAUCACUGCUCCCAGUGUGGGAAGAGUUUUAUUUGCAAGCGUAAUCUCCAAGUACAUGAGCGCAUUCACACAGGAGAGAAGCCGUAUCUCUGCUCCCAGUGUGGGAAGAGUUUUAAUUGUCAAAGUUCUCUCCAACGACACCAGCGUAUCCACACACCAGAGAAGCUGCAUCACUGCUCCCAGUGUGGGAAGAGUUUUAAUUGUCAGAGUGCUCUCCAACGACACCAGCGUAUUCACACAGGAGAGAUGCCAUAUCACUGCUCCCAGUGUGGGAAGAGUUUUAAUUGUCCAAGUGGUCUCCAAGUACAUGAGCGAAUUCACACAGGAGAGAAGCCGUAUCACUGUGGACAGUGUGGGAAGAGUUUUGCUCGUCUGAGUUAUCUCAGACAACAUGACCGCGUGCACACAGGAGAGAAGCCGUAUCACUGCUCCCAGUGUGGGAAGAGUUUUGCUCGUCUGAGUCAUCUCCAAGAGCAUGAGCGCAUUCACACAGGAGAGAAGCCGUAUCACUGUGGACAGUGUGGUAAAAGUUUUCGUGGACAGAGGGCCCUCCACAGCCACCAGCAGGCUCAUAUAGGACAGAAGCUGUACAUCUGUGGACAAUGUGAGCGGAGCUAUACUAAUUCAAGUUCAUUAAGGACACACAAGUGCUCUAACAUAAAGCCGUCAGAUCUUGACGUGUGAAUUUGUCAAAUUAAGUUGCAUUUUAUUCAUUUUUUUUAAAGGGAGGUAAAGAGAUUCAGGUAUAAAACUAUGAUAUAUUAUUUGUUAUGGACUGUAGUAUUCUGUUGCGUAGGACAUUUAUUUCUUACGCUCUGGGUUUUAGCAGAAUUCAUGAUUUUAUGUUUUCCUGUUUUUUCCCCCAAAUGCUACAAUAUCAAGCAUGGAAUACACAUUUAACCAGUGGGAAUGCCCACUUUAAUCAACCAAUCCAGACCUCUGAGUGAGACACAUGACUGACAUCUCCCUCUAACAUAAGACUUUUCAUUUGAAAUGAUUUGUAAAUGCGAGCUAGAAUUUGUUUUAUAAAAUGUCAUGUGUGUACUAUCGCACUGGACACCUUUCCAAGCCAACAGAAGAUGGUUGUGUUUACAGGCAAUUUGAAGAGAGAAUUCUUGCCCAAGUUGCUUCGUCUUUGCAGCGUCCAUUUAUCUAUACAGUUGCAUUCAAAAUUAUUCAACCACCAUUGCAAAUCAGGUAUUUGUCCAAAUUUACAGACUUUCAGCUGUUUGCAAUGAACAAAUCAAACACAAGCAAUUGAAAUAGUUUGAAUGGUGAUAAAAUCGUUGAAGAUUUUUCAUACUGCCAUCUUCCCUGACUUGCUCCUGGUAGAAUAUGCUUGCACAGAAUUUGAGAAAUGAUCUACGACCACAAGGAUGUAUUCUGCUCUGCCUUUAAUCUUUCUUAGGUGCAGAGAACCAACUAAGAUCAUUUCCAGUGGGGCUGUUAUUUCAAUACUUUGGACUGGUGUUCUGGUGAUUCUGUUUGGCUAAUUUUGUUUCAUGCAUCAACCCACCCUUGUGAUAUAAUGCAUCUAUCCUUUCACCAUACGAUCAGCACCUAAAAGAGACAUAUCUUCAUGUAAAUGCUUUAUCUCAUUCUGGAGACUUUCUGGGAUGACAAGUUGGAUUCUAUUUCUCAAUCUUCAUCACAGGAUUCCCUUCUCAUCCAUGUGCAAGUGGUGUCAUCCUCUCAGGAGCUGCCUGACUGCUUCUGGUUCUUUUAGUUUGGCCUUGUGUCUGAAGUGGAGUUGCUUCUUUUUCAGUUCAAGUACUCUGCUGAUGAUUGGGUCACACAUCUGUGCAUUUCUGAUGUCCUGAGACAUGAGUAGCUGACUGGACUUGGGGUUAGGGUCCAUUCUCCAGCUCCUCAGGUAAGACAUCUGUGUUGCAGGUUAUCAUGGAUAUCUAGUCAAUUUCCCCUUGUUGCUGUGCUUUCAGGACUUCUGAACUUCCGGUUGACAUUCCUGGGCAUACUCCCUCUCUGUGACUUCAAUGGGGAUUGGGCGUCGUGACAGGAAGCCUGCGUCUCUGUUUGCUGUUCCAGGCCUACACUUCAGGGUUAACAGUAAUCUGGCUGUUAAGAUACCCAUCACUGACGUGCCGCGUUGAGCUUUGGCGGUUUCAUUAUGCAUGUCAACGGAUUAUAUAAUUCAUAGGUAGUCAUGGAAGUGUUCUGUGCCCAUUUUAGUGCCAAGAACUCAAACUUCCCAGAGUGCAGCUUGUAAAUCUUUUCGGCAAAAGUCAGUGAUGUAUGACCUGUAGUAUCCAAGGAAGCCCAUGAGUUUCCUUAUUUCUGACAGUACUCUGUGUCUCCUCCUUGAGAGGCUGUAUCGCCUCCAUUUUCUUUGGGUUAAUGCUGUAUCCCUUGUCAGAAAUGACAGGGCCCAUGUAGCAGACCUCCUGUCAUGUCGUUUCUUGCAAUACCCUUCUCAAUUCACCCAGGUUUGUAUCAGAAUCUUUGCUAAAGACCAGAACAACAUCAAGGUAAGGGAUGCAAAUGGCCCUCAAUUCUCUCAAACAUUCCUCCAUGUACCUCUGAAAAGUAGCAGGUACAUUUGUGGGACUGAAGGGUCACCCACUCGUGGAGCCCCCAUGUUGUUAUUGUUACGUUAUUGCUGCGUGCCAUUUGUGUGUCUGUCGGUGGUGGGAUGGGUUUUGUCUUUUGUCCCCCCCCUUCUCUAGGCCCCACCUACUGCAUGCGUCAGGUUCCGGCUUGCUAGUGGAUGAUCACGUCAUGUCCACGUCUUGUGCGACAGGAUUGGUUGCCUGCAUGUUUCUGGAAGUGUACUUAAGCCUUGUCGGUCUCCAUCCCAGGCCAGAUCAUUGCCAUCGCGUUGUGUAUAGAGAGGAGUGCUUUUUGCCUGUGGAUGACUAUUUUGCCUGUGUAUGAUCCUGUGCCUGUUCUGACUUUGUUUAUGCUCUGCCCCGUUACAAUUCAUGUGAUACCCUUGUGUAUAUAUGUAUAUAUUAUUUUGUUAAUUACGACACUAAUAGUCACCUUUGUAAAUAGUGAACGGUUAAGAGUGGUUUGUAGAAAGUUGACGCCAUUUGUGUUGAUUAUUCUUUUCUCUUGUUUUUGGGUUAGCUAGGGAGUGAGGGAAGACGGUGUAUUAUUUUUCUUUUCUUGUAGGUUAGUUAGUUUUGUUUGGUAAAGUUAGAGAAUAUUUUUGUUUUAUUAUUUUGGCCUGGCCGGCUUCUGAAGAUUGAAACCACUGUGUGUAUAAAAGGUGCUCCGUUUGGAGAAUAAACAAAACAAACGCAAUCUUGGUCUCGCCACCCCUUCUCUUUUUUUAUUUAAUUGUAUGUUGCGGCCUGACAUAGACCGGGUCGUGACAGUUAUAAAUGCAGUGCAUGCUUGGUUGCUUUCGCCAGGGGCGCCGCUAGGUUUUCUGUGCCCCCUGGCUAAUUUGUACUUGAGGCCCCAAGCCCACACCCCCCCAAUUGUUUAUUAUUGCCACAUGUAAAAGCAAUCAUUAUCAAUAACCAUAUCAAUUAUUACAUAUUCAAUAAGGGACUAUAAAGAACCAAAUUUGAACAGGUUAGUUAAAAUUCAAAUAAUUAAAUUAAGAGAAAUCAUGCAUUUAUAACUAUAUACAAAUAACUAUAUAUACAGUACAAGUAUAGAACACCAUUUGUUCUCUCUCUCAUACACAGACACUAUAGAAACUCUGUCUGGAUGUCUUCAUAAGCUGCUGACUUGUAAUUUCUUAUUCCCCAAGUACAAUAAACAUAAUAAUUAUUAUUAUUAUUAUUAUUAUUAUUAUUAUUCUUCAUUGAGUGAAUAAUAAGUUUCACACACCAGCAGCUCCAGAAAGAAAUGUGGAAAUUAGCUAAAACAGUGACAGUGAUUGAGUCAGUGAGUUUAACUUGAGAAUCAAAUCGGUUCAAUUAGUGAAUUAAUCGUUCUGACUGCUUUUAUCAACGGGAUUCUCCAAUUCACUGAAAUGAACCGACUCAAACAAGCGAUUCACUCAUGAAUCGGACAUCGUUACAACUCUUUUCUCAUAAACUCACUCGGGUCAAAGCAGAUUUAUAUGAUAACAUUAAAUUUUGAUCGAUUCCUCACAGAAAGCUAUUACAAGGCUUCAGAAUGCUUGAAUAUUUACAACACUGGACUAGUUUUAUUGUCACUUGGUGCUUUUCCAUCCUUUUUGAAGCUCAAAUGUUCCAUUACUAUUGCUUUAUUGUGUGGAAAAAAACAAAAUAUUGACUACGUUUACAUGGACAGCAGUAAUCCAAUUAUUGACCUUACUCUGAGUAAGAUAAUAAUGUGAUUAAGGUGUUUACAUGAGUUGCUUUUAGAAUACUCCUGUCAUGUACCCGUUUUACAUGAUAUAGAACAUAAUUAGAUUAACGGCACACGUCAUUACGUCGCCGCGCCGCCCGACGUCCCUCCAGAAUUUCACAUAACCUACAGUUGGUCUUCGUUAUGGGACCGUAUACAGUUUUGGGUGUUUGUAUUAAAUUUUUUACGAACGCUUUAAGUGCAGUUAAUUAUGUGUCAUGCUAUAAGUGCUAAUAAACAAGUGCUUGAAGCCAUGUUCUGCGUCCCAAACUGCGUACUUAUCGUCUAUAUAGUAGCCGAGAUAGAUGUAUUUUUCCCCGCUACAGGCCUAUAGUAGGAAAGUAUGUGGUUUGGAACGCAGCCGUACUCUUGUUCGCUAUAAAAUGUUGACUCUCACACGACGUUCAUAAUGCGAUUGAGGUGUUUACAUGUCUGUAAUACACGUCCAUAAUGCGACCAAAACAGGGAGUACUCCACCUGUCUUAAUUCGAUUAGUGCUUACUUCGAAUAUGACCUUAAUCAGAUUGAGUUUAUUAAAAAUUGCUGUUUACAUGGUAGUUUCUUAAUCAAAGUAUCGUCUUAAAUCAGGUUAAAAGUGGAUUAUUGUUGUCCAUGUAAAUGCACUGAUUGUGUUCCAACUUCCAAGGAUAAACAUCUGGGUGAGUAACUGAUAACAGCUUCAUACAGGCUAGCUUCAGAAUUAUAGCACAAAACAGGGAACAUAAAUCAACUUUUUUUUGAAAAACUGGGUGACUAGCGGUCUUCCCUGUCUUGCUCUCACCUCUUUUUCAUGUUUUUCUUUGAUCUUUAGGUAUCCUGAUUUGGUCUGCAACAUCUCUUGCCACCUACCUGAUCCAUGUAAAGACUCACAACUGUGAAGUGUUUCUGAAUAAUCCACGAACGUCUUAAGGAGACGCACGCAUGCACUUGGCACAGUCCGAGGGCGUUCAUUAUAGUGUACUUAAAUACCAAAAUCAAGCAGGAAAACAUGGGGUUCUGCUGGGCCCUCUGUUUGCUGACCAGGGCCCUUAGUAUCGUCCUAAUCUACCCCCACCCCAUUACGGCAAACCUGGUUUUCACUUACAAAGCCUUGAUGAUGAGGUAUACCAUGGUCCAACAUAGUGAACCAUGAGUUUCCCCCAAGUUCUCCAGGAUUUCUUGGAUCUGUGGGAUUGGAUUUCGGUCAUGGUGUCUUUUCGAUCAGCAGUCGAUAGACCACACACAGGCGUAAGCUGCCAUCCUUCUUCCUUACAUGUACUACGGGGGAGGAGUAAGACGAAGUCGACUUUUGGAUCCAGCCAUAACUCAGUAGGUCUUGUAUAUGGUUCUUGACCUCUUGGUACAGGGGUCGGGGGAUGGCAUUGUAUGUCUUUCAGACAGGGAUGUUAUCCCUUAAAUAAAUUUCCAUCUUCAAAUCCUGGAUGCACCCUGUAUCCCAGUCAUCCUUGGUGAAUACCUCACAAUUCUCAUUCAGUAGUUGUCAGAUAUGCUCUUGUACCACCGCAACAGCACCGCACCAUGCACCUGCAUCCCAACAGACUGGUCAUUUUUCUUGUUUAGUAGACCAGGGCACUUGCUGUGCAAGAAUUCUUGGUAUGCCUUCCAUAUUCUCCGAACUGACCUCAAUUUUAUUCAAGGUCACUCUUGUCAUGACCUGUUUCCGACAUCCUGCCGCCCAGCGCUCGCUGCUGCCACAAUUGUGAUGGUGGUCACAUCCUUCUUCUAGAUUGGAGUGUUCACAUUGUGUACAGCGUUUGAUAUAUACUCUAGUAUGCUGAAGCUGGUUGUGGUCGGACCAUGGGUUACUGCUUUUGACUGUUUGAUGUCUAGACACCUGAGCAAGGCUGGCCACCUAAGAGGUUUGGCUUUGAAUAGCUUCACUGUCAUUUUCAUCUUCAUCAUUUUUCAAUUCAUCAUUUUAUCUCUCACAUCUAAUAGUGUAUAUAUAAACCUUCAUCUUUUAGUGAAACAACACCAUCUCCCUCUAAAUGCUGCAGGAUGCAUCUCAGCGCACAAGGUUUGUGAGUUUCUCCCUCCCCCACAUCCAGCUUCCACAAUUGCACUCACUUCUGCGAUGAAUGUUACCAAAACUUCAUGUGUGAGCCUUGCAGGGCUGAUGGAGCAUUGCAUCAAUGAUAUGCUGGGCAACUCCAAUCAUGUGCUCCAGGACACUGCCAUAUGUGAAGCAUGUGGAGGACUGAACUGCCAGCAACAUUGGUUAUCCGAUAGGUAAGCUUGGAUUUUUGCAUUUUGGUAACCUUGCUUGUCAAUUCGUAGCUCUUUGCAGGUUCUGACAAAGUGACAGCAGCCUCCCCAACAGUUGUACAAGUGGAAGGUAGGACUGCUUGGUAUCAUUUGAAUAAUUGUACUACAGUACCUAGACUAAGACCUAGGUCACGAGAAGAGCAGGUUGCAGGAGGAGAGGAAGGCCCAGCAGCGGAUACUUCAGAGGAAGGUCAAGAAGAGUUAAAAGAAAACUUGGAUAAUGGAAAAAGAGAGCCAGGCCCAGGCCCAAGUUAUGAAGAAAGGGGUCAGGAACCAGAACGUCCCCCAGCAGAACCUGAAGGAGAAGAACCAGAACAUGAUCCAGCAGAACCUGAAGGAGAAGUCCCACAAUCUGCCUCAGCAGAACCUAAGAGAGACACUGAUUCAGUUGAUGCACCAUCUGGUUCUGAGCCUGCUGGGUCUGCUGAAGGGGAAGGAGAUGAACAGUCCCCUGUCCUGCUGAACAAGAGGGUAAGUCAGGUAUUCUUACUGUGUCUGAUAUUGCUCAGCUUCUAGCAACAUCUCCUGCAGACUCAGGCCCUUCUAUUGCCCACCAACCAGGAUUCCCUACACUUGAUUUCUCAGUCCUUGAGUGGUCCCCAGACCUUGACUGGUUCACAUACUAUCACACAGGCUAGCAAGAAGCCAACAGGUAAACUCAUGGGGAGGGAAGUGUGGUUUGGACAACACUAGAGGAGGCAUCAACCUUAAGUCCCAGUGUGUGGUAACGCUAGCACCUAAUAAAAACGAGAAACUAUUGAAAAUAAUACAGGACAAUGGCUGGUAUAAGUAGGUAAUGUACACAUCAAAGAAAUCAAGAAUUAACAAUUGUUUGUUAUUCUCCCAGUCAUGUUUAAAGCGACUCAUUUUAGUGCCCAACCGAUAUGACUAUAGACAAAGCGCUGAGUCUUUUUUGCACAAAAUUGUAGCAGGAAAAAAAUGGGAAGGACCCUAUCGUCCCACUGAAUGCUUAUCUUUCUUAGGGUGACCAGAAUUUCACAAAUACUAUAACUCAACGAAACGGGAACGAGAAUGCCAGUGUCUAGAUAUUUGUAUUGACCCUAGAAAAAGUGACACCCUUUCAGUGUAUGACAUUGAUUGCAUGCUUGAGUAUGAAUGCUUUAACAAAUUGUGUGGUCAACAUGAUAUGGGAAAAUUCCAAGGUAAUUGUGUAGUGACUUGCCCCUUAAACAAGGACACUUUUAAUAAGACUGGCUAUUUGAGCAAAAGCAUAUACAGUACCAUGCAACUGAAACAAUAAUGGGGAAUUUGACAGUAAUAACCAUGCCAAACUGCAUGCAUCAGACAUUAGCAUUCCCGUACAAAGUACAGACAGCAGCAGUAGCAGAUUUCUUCUGGCUUUGCGGUGGUAAGCGUUUGAGAGCAACAAAGGGAUAUAUCCAAUUAAUUUAAAGCUAGGGAUGAAGUGAAGUCAGAUUUUGAGUCUAUAUUGGUCUGGAUAAUGCCUAACAAGAACACUAAAUGGAUUAACUACAUUUACUACAAUCAGCAGAGUUUUAUCAACUACACAGAUGAUGUCUUGUCAGCAUUGUCAGUAAUGGAACAUUUACUAAGGCCCUGAACAAACUGAAAAAGCUACAAUAAGAGACGACUGGAAUGGAAAUGAAGAGACAUGCACUCUUGAGACCAGCUUUGGAAAAUGCGGAGCCCGGCUGUCAAAAAUGGGAAUAAUAUUGGUUGCAGUAAUCAUUACUAGAGGACUAUUUUUUUGCUGUGUUCUGCCUGUUUAAAAGUCUUUUGUGAAUAAUGCCACUAUCGAACAGAUGUCUUUUGUGAAAGGGAUAACUAUGGACAAUAAUGUGAGUAAAGACAAUGAACUGGUAAAAUCAUCCUCUGAUCCAUAUCCAGGCUGGCCUCCUAAGCCAGAAUGGAUUCCGGAACAACUGCAGGAUGAUGUGGAUUCUAAUUAUACAGACAUGAAGGCACCCCCAUGCUCUAUGAUGACCUUAGGAGGGGAUUCAAGUUGUAGUUCUUCAAUUGAGGAUUAAGAAGAAGAGUGAUAAGCGAUACCCUGGGUGUAAGUGCUAGCCUAACCGCUCACCAAGGGAGAACCUCUACGAUACACAAAGUAUCUGGGUUGAAGAAUACUAUCUUUUUUUUCUGUGAGACAACUACUAUCUAAACGAGAGAAAAUCUUAUUUUACUCUUUAUAUUUUUACAUUCUUCUAACUGAGGCAAGGCAAGUUUAUUCAUAUAGCACAUUUCAUACACAAUGGUCAUUCAAAGUGCUUUACAUAAAAUGAUAAAGAAAAUAUAAUACAAUAUAAAAACAAGAAAUAAAAGUAAGAAAUAAGAAUUAGAAAAAUGCAGUAAAAUGAGCAGGAGAUAAAAAAUAAAAAAAGUCAGUUACAGAACUAAAUUCAAUUCAAUUUUAUUUGUAUAGUGCUUUUAACAACGGACAUGGUCUCAAAGCAGCUUUACAGAAAUAUAUAAACACAGGAUACAGAUUUUAAGUGUGUGAAUUUAUCCAUUUCGAGUAAGCCGGUGGUGAGGAAAAACUCCCUAAGAUGAUAUGAGGAAGAAACCUUGAGAGGAACCAGACUCAGAAGGGAACUCGUCCUCGUUACAAUGAUGUAGAUCAAUGAGUAGAGUGCAGCAUACUGUUUAGUCAGUAAAUGUGAGGCUAAGUAGAUGUGUUUUCAGUCUGGUUUUAAAUGUGGCUAGCAUUUGAGAACAUCUUACUUCUUGUGUGAGCUGGUUCCAGCCACGGGUGGCAUAAUAGCUAAAGGCUGUCUCACCUUGUUUUGAGUGCAUGAUUGGUAUUUCUAACUGACCUGAUCCUAAUGAUCUGAGAGGCCGGUACGGUUUAUAUUCAGUAAACAUAUCUGUAAUGUAUUUAGGUCCUAGGCCAUAUAGUGAUUUAUAAGCUAGUAAUAAUACUUUAAAAUCAAUUCUGAGUGUAACUGGAAACCAGUGUAAAGAUCUGAGGACUGGAGUAAUAUACUCAGAUUUUUUUGGCUCAGGUGAUAAUCCUGGCAGCAGCAUUCUGAAUGAGCUGCAACUGUCUAAUGCAACUAAAUGAGUUGCAUUCUGAAUGAAUUCUAAUCUUUUUGCGAAGAUGGGUGAGAAGUCCAUUUCAGUAAUCCACCCUGCUGGUAAUGAAUGCAUAAACAAGUUUCUCUAAGUCUUGACUGGAAUGUAAACACCUACUUCUCACUAUAUUUUUCAGGUGAUAGUAGGCUGAUUUGGUUAUUGCUUUCACUUGACUACUGAAACUUAGAUCUGACUCCAAAAUGACACCAAGAUUCCUGAUUUGAUUUAUUUUUUGUCUUUAGACCCCUGGAAUCAAGGUAUGUGUUCAACUUGAGACUUUCAUUUUUAUUUCCAAAUAUAAUGACUUCUGUUUUGUCUUUGUUUAACUGAAGGAAGUUUUGGCACAUCCAACUGUUAAUUUCACGAAGGCACUGGCACAGAGAUCUAUGGGCUGGUAAUCAUCAUUAGGGGACAGGGCUAGGUAGAUCUGGGUGUCAUCUGCAUAGCUAUGGUAUGCAAUUUGGUUUCUCUUUAUAAUUUGGCCUAGUGGGAGCAUAUAAAUCUUGAACAGCAGCGAUCCAAGGAUUGAGCCUUGUGGGACUCCAUACGUCAUUAAUGUGCACUCAGAUUCAUAGCUGCCUAUGUUCACAUAGAAACCCCUCCCUCCUAUUUAUAACCUGAACCAGCCAAGGACAAUUCCAGAGAGCCCUAUCUAGUUUUCCAGGCUGUCUAGGAGUAUAUUGUGGUUGACCGUGUCAAAAUCAUCACUGAUAUCCAAUAAUGUCAGCAUGGUUAUUUUGCCUGAGUCAGUAUUUAAAUGAAUAUCAUUCAUUAUCUUUGAGUGCCAUCUCUGUGCCGUGAUGCUGCCAGAAAACAGAUUGGAAAUUAUCCAAAUAGCUAUUUGAGGAUAGAAAACGUUUCAUCUGAAACGUUGAAAACAAUCUUUUCAAUGAUCUUGCCUAUGAAAGGGACAUUUGAUAUUUGUCUGUAGUUGUUUAAAACCAUAUUAUCCAGAUUGCUCUUUUUCAGAAAGGGCUUAACAAUUGUGGUUUUCAGGGAUUCUCAGGCGUGAGAGGUGUGAGGCCUUUUAAUAUGUCUGAGAUCUUUUUCUAAACACUUAAAACAUUUUUGAAAAAGGAUGUUGUUACAACCUGCUAGCUUUGGGAUGGGAAGGUUUUUUUGUGUGCUGUGCCAUAUUUUGUGUGCAGGUCUGAUUUCCCGCCCAGAGUUUCCAGCCUGCCCUAGCCUGCCUUGCUCCCGCCUCCCAGGAUGACAUCACUGAGCGGCGGCCAUAUCUGAAGAGGAAGAAGUGUGAGAAUGGUGUGGGAUGUUAGAGGUGGUUACGUGUGAUUUGUUGCUAGGAGAUUGUUUGGUUUGUGUUGUUUGCCCUUGUGGCUAUAUAACAAUUCUAUAUUCUGACUACUGUUCUGGGUUUUGACUCUUGCCUUGGGGUUGACUGUGAUUUUGGUUGUUCCUGUAUCUGGUUGUGUAUACUCUUCACCAGUGUAUACACGUUCACUUGGUUCACUGGCGGUAGGGGUGUGGCUGCCAUUUCUUUUGGGAGAGGGUCCUUUUGUCUCCGUUUUUGGCUAAGGGAGUUAGGGAAGUAUUUGUAUUUUCUUUGUUAUUUUCUUCUUAGGUAAGCUAGCUACCCAACAAUAGAAUCCUCUUGUUUAUUAUUUUGGCUUUGGCCCACCCUGAAGUUAUGCCUGG
Messenger RNA from Ictalurus punctatus (channel catfish), 12262 nucleotides. RefSeq names its product zinc finger protein 709. The transcript has 4 exons. NCBI's taxonomy places the organism in Eukaryota, Metazoa, Chordata, Actinopteri, Siluriformes, Ictaluridae. Bases 248 to 1687 code for a protein of 479 amino acids. Gene Ontology annotation, biological process: negative regulation of transcription by RNA polymerase II; regulation of immune system process; regulation of cytokine production. Gene Ontology annotation, molecular function: DNA-binding transcription factor activity; RNA polymerase II cis-regulatory region sequence-specific DNA binding. The record is from RefSeq and is a predicted model, not a curated record.